Diospyros lotus (date-plum) is the source of this 2294-nucleotide messenger RNA. RefSeq names its product jasmonoyl--L-amino acid synthetase JAR4-like. Gene Ontology annotation, cellular component: cytoplasm. The coding region runs from base 235 to 1998 and encodes 587 amino acids. NCBI's taxonomy places the organism in Eukaryota, Viridiplantae, Streptophyta, Magnoliopsida, Ericales, Ebenaceae. The transcript has 5 exons. The record is from RefSeq and is a predicted model, not a curated record. Gene Ontology annotation, molecular function: acid-amino acid ligase activity.
UCAAAGGACUCCGCUUUGCAAACCCCCCCCUCUCUCUCUCUCUCUCUCCCUCUCUCUCUCAGUCUUGCUGUAACGGCGAGUCAGCGACCGCAGUGAAACUGUUACGACUCUCUCAAUUUCACCGCCGCUCUCUCUCUCUCUUUAUAUAUAUAUAUAUAUAGGCCGUUCGUGCGGUGUAGGGUCUACUGUGGCGGUGUGGAGGAUUCCGGUAGCAGCUGUACAAAGUCUGCGAGGAUGUUGGUGAAGAUGGCCCAAAAAUUUGAUCCUGAAGAAGUCAUAGAAGAAUUUGAGAUGCUGUCAAAGGAUGCUGAGAGAGUGCAGAUAGAGACCCUGCAGAAAAUUCUACUGGAAAAUGGCAACACGGAGUACUUACAAAAAUGGGGUCUGAACGGAAGAAUCGACCCCGAGAGCUUCAGGGCUUCUGUUCCACUCGUUACUCACAAUGAUUUGGAUCCUUACAUCCGGAAAAUCAUGGAUGGUGACAAUGCCCUUAUCCUCACAAGAAAACCAAUAACAACUAUCUCUUUAAGUUCUGGUACCACUCAAGGAAAGCCCAAGUUUGUCCCAUUUAACGAAGAGUUGAUGGAAUCCACUAUGCAGAUAUUUAAGACGUCUUUUGCAUUUAGAAACAGGGAAUUUCCUCUUGGGAAUGGAAAGGCUUUACAGUUUAUUUACAGCAGCAAGCAGUUCAAAACAAAUGGGGGUCUGGCAGCUGGAACUGCAACCACGAAUGUGUUUAGUAAUUCGGUGUACAAGCAUACUAUGAAGGCUAUGCAGACACCAUAUUGUAGCCCUGAUGAAGUGAUAUUUGGUUCCGACUUCCAGCAAUCCUUGUACUGCCAUCUUCUAAGUGGACUCAUUUACUGGGAUGAAGUGCAAGUUGUGUCUUCUACGUUUGCCCACAGCAUUGUUUAUGCCUUUCGCACCUUUGAACAAGUCUGGGAUGAACUGUGUACUGAUAUUCGAGAAGGAGUUCUCACCAGCCGAAUCACUGUCCCAUCCAUUCGAACUGCAAUGGAAAAAUUGCUCAAGCCAAAUCCUAAAUUGGCUGAUAUGAUCCGCAAAAAAUGCUUGGGAUUAAGCAACUGGUAUGGGUUAAUACCAGAGCUAUUUCCUAAUGUUAAGUAUGUGUAUGGGAUCAUGACUGGGUCAAUGGAACCCUAUUUGAAAAAAUUGAGACACUAUGCAGGCGAGCUGCCACUGCUGAGUGCUGAUUAUGGGUCUUCUGAAGGAUGGGUUGGAGCAAAUGUGAACCCAAAGUUACCCCCUGAAUUGGCCACUUUUGCCGUGCUUCCCAACAUUGGCUACUUUGAAUUUAUUCCUUUGAGGGCUAAUGUUGAGGGUCAGAAGCAAGAUGAAAGUGAGGCCCCCUUCCCCUCCAUGGAGCCCAAGCCUGUGGGUCUGACUGAAGUGAAAGUUGGUGAAGAGUACGAGAUCAUCGUCACCAAUUUUGCAGGUCUAUAUCGGUAUAGACUAGGAGAUGUGGUGAAGGUAGCAGGCUUCCAUAACUCCACGCCAGAGCUCCAAUUCAUCUGCAGAAGCAAUCUCCUCCUCACCAUUAACAUCGACAAGAACACCGAGAAAGAUCUGCAGCUAGCCGUGGAGGCAGCCGCCAAGCUGCUGGCGGAAGAGAAACUUGAAGUCGUCGACUUCACAAGCCACGUUGAUUUGUCAACCGACCCAGGCCACUACGUGGUCUUUUGGGAAGUGAGUGGCGACGCCGGGGAGGACUUGCUUAAGGAGUGCUGCAACUGUUUGGACCGUUCGUUUAUAGACGCGGGCUACAUGAGCUCCCGUAAAGUGAAAGCCAUCGGUGCCUUGGAACUCCGUCUUGUUCGGAGGGGAACCUUCCAGAAGAUCCUGGACCACUACGUGGAUCUGGGGGCUGCUGUCAGCCAGUUCAAAACCCCCCGCUGCGUGGGCCCCACGAAUGGCAAGGUGUUGCAGAUCCUCUGCAACAACGUUGUUGAGAGCUACUUCAGUGCUGCUUUUAGUUGAAUAUAUGUUCUGUCGUGUAACAGUUUGGAUUUUUGGAUUAGGUUUAUUUACACUUCAUCAUAGGUCUUUGCUUUCUCAAUAAUGCUGCUUCCAACCAGUUGUACAAAAUUUGUAGUCUCUUCCAACUUACAACUGCUGCCCCUCAUCAGCAGCUAUCCAUUGUAUUUCCAUGCCCACCAAAAUGUAGGUUGUACGCUUGUACUGAAUUGGUUUCUCUCUUGCAUGCUAUUGCUAGGGCUUAACCUUUAGGGGAAAUUAUUAUAUAUAUCAAGUUAAAUCAUCUUUAACUUAACAAA